Molecule: messenger RNA, 1910 nt
Organism: Tachysurus vachellii
Lineage: Eukaryota; Metazoa; Chordata; Actinopteri; Siluriformes; Bagridae
Product: ADP/ATP translocase 2-like
Exons: 4
Coding region: 28-924 (298 amino acids)
Biological process (GO): mitochondrial ADP transmembrane transport; mitochondrial ATP transmembrane transport
Cellular component (GO): mitochondrial inner membrane
Molecular function (GO): ATP:ADP antiporter activity
Source: RefSeq, a predicted model, not a curated record
CCUGCUACUGCAGUUGUAGACUAGAACAUGAGCGAGUCCUCAGUCUCCUUCGCCAAGGACUUCCUGGCUGUUUGCGUCGCUGCUGCGGUAUCAGAGACCGUCGUGGCUCCACUCGAGAGAGUCAAGCUGCUCCUUCAGGUACAACAUGCCAGCAAGCAAAUCGUGGCAGCGAAGCACUACAAGGGCUUUAUCGACUGCAUCAUUCGCAUCCCCAAAGAGCAAGGCGUCCUCUCAUACUGGAGAGGCAACCUGGCCAACGUGAUCCGAUACAUUCCAACACAGGCUCUCAACUUCACCUUCAAAGACAAGUACAAGAAGUUAUUCCUGGAUGGUGUGGACCAGAGCACACAGUUUUGGCGCUACUUUGCUGGUAACCUGGCAUCAGGUGGUGCCGCUGGGGCCACAUCUCUAUGUUUUGUCUACCCACUAGACUUUGCUCGCACUCGUCUAGCAGCAGAUAUCGGCAAGGCGAGAGCACAGAGGGAAUUCACUGGACUGGGUGACUGUUUUGGGAAAAUACUCAAAGCCGAUGGACCAAGAGGUUUUUACAGUGGCUUCAAUGUGUCUGUGCAGGGCAUCAUCAUCUACAGAGCUGCUUACUUUGGCAUCUAUGACACCAUCAAGAGUACAUUGCCAGAUCCACAGAAUACUCACUUUGUGAUUACCUGGAUGAUCGCACAGAGCGUGACUACACUUGCUGGAAUCAUCUCCUACCCAUUUGAUACGGUGCGCCGCAGAAUGAUGAUGCAGUCGGGACUUAAAGGGGCAGACGUCAUCUACACUGGCACAGUGGAUUGCUGGAAGAAGAUUGCUCGUGAUGAAGGCAUCCAGGCUUUCUACAAGGGAACUUUGUCAAAUAUACUCAGGGGCAUGGGAGGUGCCCUGGUGCUAGUGUUUUAUGACGAGAUAAAGAAAAUAAUUUAAAUGUCAAUUUUUGUUACUAGGGAGAAAGUGCUAUAAAGUCAAUAACACAAAGUUAACUUAUUAUUAUACAAAUUAUACUACAAAAUGAAGUAACGAGCCCUUUGGUGCUAUUUCACACAUAGAAAGGGGCUUGUGUGUGUGUGUGUGUCUGUGUAUUAUUAAGGAACACAGUUAAAUAGGGAACUUCAUCGUUCAUUGACAAGAAAUGUCAUCAUAAAUGUCUGCACUCUAUGCAGUUCAGUAUCACCUUUUAUUAUCUUUCCACUUUAUGUGAAAUAUCUAAUCUACGGUUUUCCAAUUGACUCAAAUGUAGUUCACCAGACAUGUUUUUUGCAUCAAGGGAUACAAACCCUACUGAAUAGUUUUAUAAUCAACUCCAAAUUGUACUAUAUUUUAUCUAAUCGUUUCUCUCCGCAAGAUUGUUUUAAAUGUAGUUGUAAUCAUUUGACAUCUAGAUUUGUACCUCUAUCACAGGUAGUUUUUUUUGUUGUUGUUGCUAACUAGACAACUUGCUAAGAUUUCAUGACAAUUAUUGGCUAUUCUGUGAAAUGCAAGCUCACUUUGUCUGUGUAAAUGUAAUGUAUUUUAACUAACUAGCAUAGCAUAACCACUAUGUUAGCACAGUUAUUCUCUCAAUCCCACGGCUAAGCAAGCAUGUGGAACCUAACUUUAUUUAGAGACUUUACUAUACGCUCAACGAAAAUGUAACAUGUUUUGUUCUGUCAUGUCACUCUCAUUCAGCUUAUUCUUGUAUUUGUGUGCACCAAAUUCUUUAUUUCCACUUUGUCGGCAUCUCCUGUUUAGUUUGUGUGUUAACUACAAUAAAUUAAAUUUUUAUAUAUUAAUGAAUUUAAUAUAAGUGACCUGUCUUGUUUUACACCUAUGUAACAACAUCUGCAGUUAAAUGGUUUUGGAUUACUUUAGUUGCAACUUUACACCGUGUCUCCUGUUGUGGAAAGAGACAUGUGUGAGACAUAUUGUCUCAG